GCCGCACGAUUCCAGGUCGCGCGCCAUGGCACGUAUAGCUGCCGCAAACUGUGUAGUUGUAACUACGAGAGCUCUCCGGUCUGCCCUGUGCGCGUCCAGGCGUCCGCAUUCCAGAGCAUUGUAGUUCUACACCAAUGUCAUGUCUUAUUAACGUGAUAACAGCGUUUGGGACUAUAUCUUAGAUCGUACAAGGGAGUAAACACGAAGGAAUGGACGAAGAGGGACUCUGGACCCGUUACAUAUAGCGGGUUUUUGGCAGGAUGAGACAUCCCAUGCUCCGGGCAGUUUUUGACGCUCCUGGCUUUGACAAGUUUGGAAAUCCGAUAGGAGGCAGCACCAUGUGCCGCUGAGAACUCACAGCUAAAAAUAAUCCGCUUCCAUUAUACUCCGUCUGAUCACACUCUCUAAAAACCCGGCUCCAGGAAUGAAGCUGAGUCCAUAACCAUACUUUGCCGAGAUUUUCUCAGUAUCGAUCCGGCACCAUGGCCUUCUGCGGAAGUGACCAGAAGGACUCCUACAGCGUGGAGGAGGGCGUCCUGAACAACGGCUGCUUCGUGGACGCUCUCAAUCUGGUCCCCCACGUCUUCCUCCUCUUCAUCACCUUCCCCAUCCUCUUCAUCGGCUGGGGAAGCCAGAGCUCCAAGGUUCAGAUCCACCACAACACCUGGCUCCACUUCCCCGGGCACAACCUUCGCUGGAUCCUCACCUUCGCCCUCCUCUUCGUGCACGUGUGCGAGAUCGCCGAGGGCGUCGACUCCAACAAGCGAAUGGUCAGCAACCACCUUCACCUGUUCCUGCCGGCAGUCAUUGGGUUUAUAGCGGCUACUACAUCCCUGGUGUAUUACCACAACAUCGAAACCUCCAACUUCCCCAAAUUAUUACUUGCAUUGUUCGUUUACUGGGUCUUGGCCUUCGUCACGAAGACCAUCAAGCUGGUGAAGUACGCGCAGAACAGCGUGGGGAUCGAGCACCUUCGCUUCUGCAUCACGGCCCUGCUGGUCCUGCUGUACGGCCUGCUGAUGGCGGUGGAGAUCAACGUCAUCAGAGUGAGGAGGUACGUCUUCUUCGCCAACCCCCAGAAGGUGAAGCCCCCGGAGGACCUGCAGGACCUGGGCGUGCGCUUCCUGCAGCCGUUCGUCAACCUGCUCUCCAAGGCCACCUACUGGUGGAUGAACCCCCUGAUCAUCGGCGCCCACAAGCGGCCCAUCGAGCUGAAGAGGAUCGGGAAGCUGCCCAUAGCCAUGCGGGCGCUCACCAACUACCUGCGGCUGAAGGACGCCUACGAGGAGCAGAGGACGGCGGACGACCCGGAGAAGGCCCCCUCCAUCUGGAAGUCCAUGUACCGAGCCUUCGGGCGGCCCAUUCUCCUCAGCAGCACCUUCCGCUACCUGGCCGACCUGCUGGGCUUCGCCGGGCCACUCUGCAUCUCCGGCAUCGUCAAGCACCUGGACAGCACCAACCAGACCGACGCCACAAACCGGACCGGGCCCCAGGCCAUGCAUUUUGGGGUCUACUUCCUGUCCUCACACGAGCUUCUCGAGGGAACCUAUGUCCUGGCGGUCCUGCUGUUCUUGGCCUUGAUACUCCAGCGGACGUUCCUGCAGGCCUCCUACUACGUCACCAUAGAGACGGGGAUCAACCUACGGGGGGCGCUGUUGGCUAUGAUCUACAACAAGAUCCUUCGCCUGUCCACAUCCAACAUGUCCAUGGGCGAGAUGACUCUGGGACAGAUCAACAACCUGGUUGCCAUAGAGACCAACCAGCUAAUGUGGUUCCUCUUCCUCUGCCCGAACCUAUGGGCCAUGCCAGUCCAGAUCAUCAUGGGUGUGAUCCUGCUGUACUACCUCCUGGGCCACAGCGCCCUGGUCGGGGCGGCCGUCAUCGUGCUGCUCGCCCCGGUGCAGUACUUCAUCGCCACCAAGCUGGCCGACGCGCAGAAGAGCACGCUGGACCACUCCACGGAUCGGCUGAAGACGACCACGGAGAUCCUGAGGGGCAUCAAGCUGCUGAAGCUGUACGCCUGGGAGAACAUCUUCUGCAACAGCGUGGAGGAGACCAGGAGCAAGGAGCUCACCAGCCUGAAGACCUUCGCUCUCUACACCUCCAUGUCCAUUUUCAUGAAUGCCGCCAUUCCCAUAGCUGCGGUGUUAGCGACGUUCGUGACCCACGCGUACAUCAGCCAUUCCAAACUCACACCGGCCGAGGCCUUCGCAUCCCUGGCACUCUUCCACAUCCUGGUCACCCCCCUCUUCCUCCUCUCCACUGUGGUCCGGUUUGCCGUCAAGGCCUUGGUCAGCGUGCAGAAGCUGGGAGAGUUCCUCCAGAGUGACGAGAUUGGAGAUGACAGCUGGAGAAAUGGAGAUAUGCCCGUGUCACUGGAACCCUGCAGGAAGCAUUCUGGGGGUACCAAAGCCAUAAACAGGAAGCAGCCCGUGUGCUACCAGAUGGACAGCUACGAGCAGCCGGCCCGCAGGCCACCACGGCCCAACGAGACCGAGGACAUCGCAGUCAAGGUGAGCAAUGGAUUCUUCACGUGGGGGAGCAACUUGUCGACGCUGUCUGACAUCAGCAUUCAAAUUCCCACAGGUCAGCUGACCAUGAUCGUGGGGCAGGUGGGCUGCGGGAAGUCCUCUCUCCUGCUGGCCAUGCUGGGGGAGAUGCAGACCAUCAGCGGGAAGGUGCACUGGAGCAAACCGCCAGAGUGUGAGGCGGCCCACGAGGGGAACGCAAGUAAGAACAGGUUCUCUGUGGCCUACGCUACCCAGAAGUCCUGGCUGCUGAACGCCACGGUGGAGGACAACAUCACCUUUGGGAGCCCGUUCAACAAGCAGAGAUACAAGGUCGUCAUAGACGCCUGCUCCCUCCAGCCCGACAUCGACCUCCUCCCCUUCGGGGACCAGACCGAAAUCGGAGAGAGGGGGAUCAACCUCAGCGGGGGCCAAAGGCAGAGGAUCUGCGUGGCCCGAGCGCUCUACCAGAACACCAACAUCGUCUUCCUGGACGACCCUUUCUCCGCCCUGGACAUCCACCUGAGCGACCACCUGAUGCAGGAGGGCAUCCUAAAGUUCCUCCAGGACGACAAGAGGACAGUGGUGCUGGUGACCCACAAGCUGCAGUACCUAAUCCAUGCGGACUGGAUCAUCGCCAUGAAGGAUGGAUCUGUGCUGAGGGAGGGGACCCUGAAGGACAUCCAGAACCACGACGUGGAGCUGUACGAGCACUGGAAGACCCUCAUGAACCGGCAGGACUCUGAGCUGGAGAAGGACACUGAGCCGGACAGCCAGACCGUGCUGGAGAGGAAGACUCUGAGAAGAGCCUUCUAUUCCAGAGAGGCUAAAAACCAGAUCGAUGAUGAAGAUGAAGAGGAGGAAGAGGAGGACGACGAAGACGACUCCCUGUCCACCACCACCAGCAGGCGGUCGAAGAUCCCGUGGAAGGUGUGCUGGUGCUACCUCUCCUCCGGCGGCUUCCUGCUGGGCGCCAUGAUGAUCUCGUCCAAGCUGCUCAAGCACUCCGUCAUGGUCGCCAUCGACUACUGGCUGGCGGCCUGGACCUCAGAAGCGGCGAACGGGACGGUCAGCUCCACGCCCAAGUCCUACGUGCCGGUGUUCAGCGCCCUGUGCACGGCGGGCAUCGUCCUGUGCCUCAUCACCUCCCUCAGCGUUGAGCUGAUGGGACUGUCGGCAGCCACCAGCCUCCACCACAACCUGCUCAACAAAAUCAUCCACGCCCCUAUCAGAUUCUUUGAUGUCACCCCCCUUGGUCAAAUUCUGAAUCGCUUCUCCGCAGACACCAACAUCAUCGAUCAGCACAUUCCCCCGACCCUGGAGUCCCUGACCCGCUCCACGCUGCUCUGCCUGUCCGCCCUGGGGGUCAUCGCCUUCGUCACGCCCACCUUCCUCAUCGCCCUGGUGCCCCUCAUCGUGGCCUUCUACUUCAUCCAGAAGUACUUCCGGGUGGCUUCAAAGGACCUGCAGGACCUGGACGACUCCACCCAGCUGCCGCUCCUGUGCCACUUCUCCGAGACGGCCGAGGGGCUCACCACCAUCCGGGCUUUCAAACAUGAGGCUCGUUUCAAGCAGAGAAUGCUGGAGCUGACAGACACCAACAACACAGCGUACCUGUUCCUCUCUGCUGCCAACCGCUGGCUGGAGGUCAGAACGGACUACCUGGGGUCGGUGAUCGUGCUGACGGCCGCCGUCGCCUUCAUCGCGGGCUUCGGGCAGAGGCUGAGCUCGGGCCUGGUGGGCCUGGGCCUGACCUACGCUCUCACCGUGACAAACUACCUGAACUGGGUGGUGAGGAACCUGGCUGACCUGGAAGUCCAGAUGGCGGCCGUGAAGAAGGUCAACAGCUUCCUGAGCACCGAGUCGGAGAACUACGAGGGCUCGAUGGAUGCGUCCCAGGUGCCGGAGGACUGGCCCCAGCACGGGGAGAUAAAGAUCCAGGACCUGAGCGUGAGGUACGAUCCCAUGUUGAAGCCGGUCCUGAAGCACGUCAACGCCUACAUCGUCCCCGGACAGAAGGUGGGCAUCUGCGGACGCACAGGCAGUGGAAAAUCCUCUCUCUCUCUGGCCUUCUUCAACAUGGUGGACAUGUUCGAAGGAAAGAUCGUCAUCGACGGGAUCGACAUCUGCAAGCUGCCGCUGCAGACGCUGCGUUCGCGCCUCUCCAUCAUCCUGCAGGACCCCAUCCUCUUCAGCGGCUCCAUCCGGUUCAACCUGGACCCGGAGUGCAGCUGUACGGACGAGGGCCUGUGGGAGGCGCUGGAGAUCGCGCAGCUGAAGAACAUGGUGAAGGCUCUGCCUGGAGGGCUCGAUGCGGUGGUGACGGAGGGGGGAGAGAACUUCAGCGUGGGCCAGCGCCAGCUCUUCUGCCUGGCUCGAGCCUUCGUCCGCAAGAGCAGCAUCCUCAUCAUGGACGAGGCCACCGCCUCCAUCGACAUGGCAACUGAGAACAUUCUACAGAAGGUCGUCAUGACGGCGUUCGCGGAUCGCACGGUCGUGACCAUCGCCCACCUGGUGUCCUCUAUCUUGAAGGCGGAGCAGGUGUUAGUGUUCUCCUCGGGGAUUUUAGUGGAGUGCGGCAGCGCGGCGAGCUUGCUAGCGCAGGAGAACAGCCUCUUCAGCGUCCUAGUGAGGACCCACAUGUAGCCGCGGGGCCCCCCCCCCGCCCCCGGUCCGGCCCCCCUGCAUCGAGUCCACACCAUCCUGACCGCUGACCUGGUGAUUGUGAUGAAGCGUGGGAACAUCCUGGAAUACGACAAGCCGGAGACCCUGCUGGAGCAGGAGGACGGCGUGUUCGCCUCCUUCGUCAGGGC
Messenger RNA from Anguilla anguilla (European eel), 5320 nucleotides. It is a transcript of the gene abcc9, whose product is annotated as ATP-binding cassette, sub-family C (CFTR/MRP), member 9. Gene Ontology annotation, cellular component: membrane. Lineage: Eukaryota; Metazoa; Chordata; Actinopteri; Anguilliformes; Anguillidae. Gene Ontology annotation, molecular function: ABC-type transporter activity; ATP hydrolysis activity; ATP binding. The transcript is spliced from 41 exons. The record is from RefSeq and is a predicted model, not a curated record. Gene Ontology annotation, biological process: transmembrane transport; potassium ion transport. The coding region runs from base 483 to 5153 and encodes 1556 amino acids.